Striga hermonthica is the source of this 996-nucleotide messenger RNA. Lineage: Eukaryota; Viridiplantae; Streptophyta; Magnoliopsida; Lamiales; Orobanchaceae. The record is from the annotation of a GenBank genome assembly.
AUGGGCGAUUUGACGGAAUCAUCGACUCCGCAGCCGCCGGCGCCGGCCAAGCAACCCCCUUUCCGCGAGGACUGCUGGUCGGAGGAGGCCACGUGGACUCUGGUCGACACCUGGGGACGCCGCUACCUAGAGCUAAACCGCGGAAAUCUCCGCGGCAAGGACUGGCAGGAGGUCGCCGACGCCGUCAACUCCCUCCACGGCCACACCAAGAAGACCCGCCGCACCGACGUCCAGUGCAAGAACCGGAUCGACACUCUCAAGAAGAAGUACAAGGUCGAGAAGGCCAAGAUCUCGGAUCCCACCGCCUCCACCUGGCCCUUCUUCUCCCGACUUGACUUUCUGAUCGGAUCUGCGAACGCCAACAAACAACAUAGCAGGCCCGCUCCGCCGGCGGCUUCCCCUGUUCAGACGCCCUUGUUGAUGCCUCCGCCGCCGCCCCUGGGCCUCCCCUCGCCACCAAUGGCGGUGCCCAUUCCCUUCCGCAAGCCGCUGACUCCCGCCAUGGUCACACCGGUGGUCCUUCCCCAGAAGCGUCCGGCUGUCGAUGAGUCCUUCUUCAGGAGGAAUUACUCGGCUAUGGCGGCAGCAGCGGCGGCGGCCGCCACUGAAGAGGCGGAGGAAGAGGAUGAGGAAUCUGAGGGGGAGGGAAGCGGUGGUCGAGCGGCGGAGGAGGUGGAUGAAGGGGAGGAUGGCGUGAGGAGGUUGGCAAAGGCCAUUGAGAGGUUUGGUGAGAUAUACGAGAAGGUGGAGAACAUGAAGCAGAGGCAGAUGGUGGAGCUGGAGAAACAAAGGAUGCAGUUUGCUAAGGAUUUGGAGGUUCAGAGGAUGAGGUUGUUUAUGGAUACACAGGUUCAGCUCGAGAAGCUUAAGCAGGCCAAACGCUCGGGUUCUUCAGGUACUUAUGAAAUGCAUCAAAAAGUGGUCUUUUGGUGUUAUGUGCAAAGGUUUUGUGUUGAUUAUCACUUGCAGAGGCCAAAGGAAUUGCAUUUGGGUUGA